Messenger RNA from Liolophura sinensis, 1339 nucleotides. RefSeq lists its product as uncharacterized. The record is from RefSeq and is a predicted model, not a curated record. NCBI's taxonomy places the organism in Eukaryota, Metazoa, Mollusca, Polyplacophora, Chitonida, Chitonidae. The transcript has a single exon. The coding region runs from base 237 to 821 and encodes 194 amino acids.
AUGAAUUUCAAUGUGACCAGGUGGCUUAAAACCUGUAUUUUCCUGUACUGUUGAUUUACAGACGUACGUGCCACUUUAUCAGACAGACGGGGCAGCCAUUUGGCUUUUUGUCUCUGGAAUAAUCUUAUUUGAUUCAAUCCAGGCGGGUUAUGUUAUCUUUAUAAGUUACAGAGACAUAUCAAAAUUUGACUAUGGCAGUCCACUACAAGAGCUGAUUUUAAGUUUUGCGGGCUAUCAUGGUUUCCCGAUCAAGCAUAGAGGAAGCCAAUAAGCACCUACACGCUCUGCAUUCCAGAGUACAGCAGUUGGAACAAACCAUCAGCAAACAAAAUGAAACAAUAACUGUCAAAGACGAAGAGAUGGCUUAUAAAUUACAUGAAAUGAGUGAACUGAAAGAAGCUGAGAUUACUGAACUUACCGCAAAACUAAUAACGGCAAAAGAAAAAGUGAAGUCAGUGGAGAACAUGUUGAGGGAAAAGGAUCAACAAAUUCACAAGUUACAGGAGCGCUGUCGUAUACUGGAUCGUGUGAUGGGGUAUCAGCCUGUGCUGGAAAAUUUGUUAACGACAUUAGCAUCAGGCGGGUCUUUGUCUGAUUCAGGCAUAUCUGCAUCAGAGACACCGAUGGAUGACCACACUCAUCAUGUUAAGUCACAUGGCUAUAAAGGUAGUGCUAUUCGACGCAUGGCCAAGAAUUUUAACAGUCACGCAGGCAGGAAAAAGCAGUUCUCAAUUUCCGAGGAUGAUGAUGAAGACCAGAAUGCUGAUACAGAGGGUGAUUCCUCUGAUGACAAAACCACUGAAAGAGAACUCUACCUUUAGAGUAGAAUACACCAGUUCAUAAGACUUCCCCAUUACUCAGUACAUGUUAGCUUCAAAAUGUGAGGAAAAAAAAAAAACGAAGAAAAGAGCACCGCUUUGUGUUUUUAUUGAAGCCUUUACAAAACACGCUACUGGGGAUAAAUAAAAAACCAUUAUUAUAUUACAGGGGUGAAUAGGCUGACAGAGUAGUUGCAUGUAUGUCUUACAGUACAUAUCACUUCCCUGCAGUUAGCCUAAAAUCCGGUAGUGUUUAUAUUCUUUGCUUUGAUGUGAACCUUGAGGCAGCAGUUUGUAUUGUGUUAAACUUGGUGUUGUGCACAGUUGUAAAUGAUAAUGGGAUAUGUGCAACGUUUGAUAGACAGCAUUCAUAACACAUGUGGACUGGAUAAUACAUGUAUAUGCCUAUAUUUCUUAUUUAUUGAGCUUAGUGUUAUCUUAUGUGGAAUUGUAUUGUAUUGGAAGAGAGUGAUUUACUGAGAAACUGAAAAAAAAAAUUAGGCCUAAUAGAAUGUACAAUU